GUAGGUGCUGGAACAGUACGCGAGAAAUGUUGCCUUGAAGUUUGUUGUUGUUUUAUACACCCAAAAUGGACGUAAAAUUAUUACUGUUUUGUGAAGUAGUCAUACUGUUAAUUUAUUUUCCAUUACAUUCUUAUGGUCUUCAAAGAUGCUUCAUGUGCAGAUCUCGUGGUGAAUUGGGCAGUUGCAAGGACCCGUUCACGGUUAAUGUAACACUGGUAGAAAAUAAACAAGAAAUAGGCGUUGAAACAGUACCUUGCGCUUCAGGGUGGUGUGGAAAAAUCGUCGAAAGUGAAGACGCAGCCAAAGAAGAAUAUGGAGUAGCCACACAAAGGAUAUGUCUCCAAAGAGGACCCUCCGACAGUGAGGACAGGUGUGCUUAUACAAAAUGGAACUAUAGAAGAGUGUUGAUGUGCUUUUGUAGGGGCGAUUUGUGUAAUUCCAGCAGUAGGGUAAUCCUGAAUCCGAUAGUUUUGAUUGUGAUCAGUUGUUUAUAUUUCUUUAGAGUUCUAUAGAUAUAUACGACAAUUUUAACAAUAUUCGUGCCCAAUUAAAUUUAAGAAAUUGGCAGAAUUGUAACAAAUUUUUCUUUCUUCUUUGAAGCAUGCAAUUUUUAAAUUGGUAUUUAAAAACAUGAUAUACAUAAAGUACCAGAUUUAUUAAAAAAUAUUCGUGCUUAAAUCAAAAUAUUUUUAUAGUCUUUCCUAUAUUUUAUACUCUUGAAAUCCAAUAAAUAAUAAGCAUAUGUCUCCACAACGUUUGUAUUUGCGCAAAGUUAACAAAGUUUUGCGUUUUAUUUAUUU
Molecule: messenger RNA, 800 nt
Organism: Anoplophora glabripennis (Asian longhorned beetle)
Lineage: Eukaryota; Metazoa; Arthropoda; Insecta; Coleoptera; Cerambycidae
Gene: rtv
Exons: 3
Coding region: 66-512 (148 amino acids)
Biological process (GO): sleep; regulation of synaptic transmission, cholinergic; positive regulation of voltage-gated potassium channel activity
Source: RefSeq, a predicted model, not a curated record